AUGUGGCCCUCAACUGCAGACUGCCGGGAGAUCGUCGAUCCCAAGGGGAGCCUCUUGAGCGCUCGCACCUCCGCUUUAUUAAAAGGCAUGCGGGAGCUGGAGGGCUUGGGGCCCCCUGAUCUCUGCUGCAUUUAUAAAAUACCCCAAGCCUGGAGGCUGUCUCAGCUAUUUUCUCAGGCAGACUCCGCUGUUGAAGAUAGCGAAGAAGUAUCAUUCUGCCACUUCGUAGUGGGGAUCGACGUCUCCCAGCCUGCGCCUGUAGCUGCUUAUCUCUGUCAGUUGCUGCGUAGCCAGGAGCAGCCGACUGGAUGGUUUCGGCGAGGCUGGAAGGUAACGCGGUGUAUCUACUGUACGUAUAAUGCGCUGCAUCAGCAAGACCUCCGUAUUGAGCUGUCUUGUCGAGGGUGGGCGCCUUGGAAGCUACAAGUGAAGCUGCUGCAUGCAACAGGAGAAGAAGAAGGAGAUAUUCAUGUGUCUGCUGCUGCUUGGGGUGCUGCUGCACUAUGCGCUCUGCUGCGGACGCAGCUGCCUCCACAUGUCCCUUGUCUCCGGUUGGUGAGGGGCCCCCUGGGGGCCCCCAAUCCUUCUGGAGGGUUUGAUGCUUCUCGUGCAGUCUUCUUAGACCUUUUUGAAAAGCAUGCAGCAGAAGGAGACCUAUUGGGGCUGCUACCUUCUACUGGGAGGGGGACAAAUGCUUUGUGUGAAGUAUUAGCUGGGCUUCUGCUGCAGUCUCCUAGCUUGCUGCCUUGUGUAGAGACACUUGCUUCUUUUCAGGGUAGCUGCCCUCUAAUGGGGCUGCAUAUAUCUCGUGCAUAUGCUCGCCGAGGGCUCUUAGGGGCCUCUCUAUCUUCGUUGCUGAGGUGCCUCCUUGUCUACCCUGAGGAGGCUUGUUUGCUGCGUCAGCUGGCGGAGCUGCUUCUACGAGGAGGGUUGCUGCAGCAAGCUCUUCGUGCUGCAGCAUUUGCUGUUGAGCUCUGCCCCACAGUCCCCCGCUAUUGGCUGUCUCUAUCUCGUAUGGAGAUUGCAUGCGGGCGCUGGGCUGCUGCUUUACUCGCCCUUAAUGCUGCACCUGAGGUGUCUGUCUCCUUUCCUUGCUACCCCCACGGAUUGCCUAGGGAGCUGCAUAAGCUGCAGCAAACAGAUCCCCAAAGAAAGGGUCAGGGGUUCUUCUCUGCUCUCUGGCUGUCUCCUGUGCGCCCUCUGUUAUUACCCUUCGCCCCACAACGUGCUGCAGCACCAAACCUGCACACGCAGGGAGCUGCUGCUACUGUAGCAGCAGCAGCAAAAGCAGCAGCGCUGUUGCGCUCCCCCAGGCAUGGAGACACACAAAAUAACUCGUACACUUCCCGGUCCUCUGUAGACAUACCCUCGGAUGCCUCAAGACAUACUAACGCAGCAGGAAGCAACAGCCCUAGCAACAGCAGCAGCAGCAACAGUAGCAGCAGUCUGUCGGGAGGCUGGGGCGAAGCUGGGACAGCAUCAGCAGCAGCAGCAGCAGCAGCAGCAGGCCAGGGGCCUUCGCUUACCCAGCCGCUGGAGCACAGAGGUUUUGGUGUCUCCUUUGGGGUUGCAAAGGGCCUGGAAGAAGCUGCUGCAGUUUCGGCGCAUGCAGCGUUGUUGUGGGGCGAGCAGAAGCCCCAAGGGCCCCGAGCGCAUGCAGAGGGGGCCCCACCGCCUUGCAUGCGUUCGCAAAGGGGGGGCCCCACACCCAAUCUUAUGCAUGCACUUGCUGCUGCUUCUGCUGCUUCUCCUGAUCUCUACGAACAGAGACGGUAUCAAGUACUUGUUGCUCUUUAUAAACGGCUGGGCCUCAAAGGCCUCACCACCCUCCAGCAAACUUUAUUCUUGCACCAGCGCAUCCCGCAAACACACACUGCAGCGGCGCAGCAGCAGCAGCAGCAGCAGCAACAGCAGCAACAGCAGCAACAGCAGCAACAGCAGCAACAGCAGCAGUGGGUCCACCAGCAGAUCCAGAGUCAGCAGCAACAUCAGCUCCAGCAGACGCUGCAAGAGGGGGAGAAAGAGCACCAGCAGCAGCAGCUUCAGCAGCAGCUGCAAGAGGAGCAACAGCAGCUCCAGCAACAGCAACUCCAGCAGCAGCUGCAAGAGGAGCAGCAGCAGUUCCAGCAGCAGCAGCUCCAGCAGCAGCUGGAAGAGGAGCAGCAGCAGCUCCAGCAGCAGCAGUUCCAGCAGCAGCUGGAAGAGGAGCAGCAGCAGCUCCUGCAGCAGCUGCAAGAGCAGCAGCACCAGCUCCAGCAGCAGCAGCCGCUGCAAGAGCAGCAGGGGCAGCAGCUCCAGCAGCCGCUGCAAGAACAGCAGCAGUUGCCUUGCGCUGAACGGAAGCCUGCUGCUGCAGGAGACAGCAGCAGCAGCAGCGCAGCAGCAGGCGAGGCCGGGCCUUGUAAAGGGGGCAUUCUCUUGAACAGCAAAGCUGCACAUACACCCCAAAGCUCCAUGUACACCUCAGGCCUUCCGCUGUAUGUGUUGCCUCCAGAGUCUCCUGCCUAUUGCAGCAGCAGCAAGAAAAGGGAAACGCGGCAGCAACAGCAGCAAGUAGAGACCCAGCCAAAAACGCAGCAGCAGCAGCAUCCGCAGGAGGAGACUGUCUCCUUACCUCUCCAGUGCGUUUCUCCGUCUGAGACAGAAGCAGCAGCUACUGAUUCUGCAACUGGUGCUGCAGCAGCUGCUGCUGAUGCUGGUGCUGCGGAGCAGCUGGACAGCCCCACACAGCAGCAGCACAGACCCCAAAGCCCCACAGCGCAGCCAAAAGGAGACACCGGAGAGACGCCGCAGUCAGCAGCAGACGGCUGUACACACGGAGACAGGCAGGAGACCCCUAUGACCACAGGGGACCUGCAGCAGCAGCAGUUGCAGCAGGAGCAGCAGCAGGAGCCUCACCAGAACGUGCAGCAGCAGCACAAGCAGCAGAUGCACCAACAGGAGCAGCAGCAGCAGAUGCAGCAGCAGCAGAGGAAUCAGCAAGGGGAGCAGCAGGAGCAGCCUGUACAGCAGCAGGAGAUGCAGCAGGUUUUGCAGCAUCAGCAGCAGCAGAUGCAGCAGCAGCAUGCACAGGAGGAGACACUUCCGGGCCUUGCGGAUUCACCUGGGGCCCCAUGGGGCCCCUGCAGCGGAGGAGACUGCAGCAUAAAGACUUCGAUGAAUGGGGUGUCUCCAUCUGAUGGCUGCGCUUCUCGCCGUCCUCUGUCUCCUUCGCUUGCUGCGCGCCUGGCGGUGAGCCUCUUGUUGCUGCAGCUGCAGCAGCUGCAACAGCAGCAGCUGCAACAGCAGCAGCUGCAACAGCAGCAGCAACUGUUGCAGAAAGACAAAGGUGCAGUGUAG
This is a messenger RNA of Eimeria acervulina, 3339 nucleotides long. RefSeq names its product Bud site selection-related protein, related. The record is from RefSeq and is a predicted model, not a curated record. Lineage: Eukaryota; Apicomplexa; Conoidasida; Eucoccidiorida; Eimeriidae. Gene Ontology annotation, biological process: Golgi to plasma membrane transport. Gene Ontology annotation, cellular component: exomer complex. Gene Ontology annotation, molecular function: protein binding. The transcript has 4 exons. The coding region runs from base 1 to 3339 and encodes 1112 amino acids.